Cinara cedri is the source of this 192-nucleotide messenger RNA. NCBI's taxonomy places the organism in Eukaryota, Metazoa, Arthropoda, Insecta, Hemiptera, Aphididae. The record is from the annotation of a GenBank genome assembly.
AUGGGAGUACACUGCGAUACUGUCGCGGCGAUAAAGAAAUUUAGAAGCCUCGGUGCCGAACUUUUCGACGAUAACAACGCGAAAAGAAUUACGAAGAUAACUGCGGGAGGAACCGAAAAACUACCCCCUCGGCGGUACACCGACCAGACGGAAUUCGCGUUCGGAAAAGACGCUACGCUGUUGCACAUCGGA